AUGUCUGCCGCAUCUGCGUCGCAGUCUGCGACUGCCUUUGAAACCAAUAAGUGCAACCCCGCAGUUCGGAGAUUUGUCGACCGGAAUCCAGAGACUUCAUCAGACUGGAGCGACCUUGUCCAGCAAUGGAUAGGAAGCGUCAGAAGUCCGGCUGGUACUCAGCUGGAGCCAGAAUUGAACAAAGGUUCCCAUCAUAUCCGUCUUUGUGGUUUGAGACGGUGGAAGGCCGGGGAUGAGGACGCCAAAGGAUCUGGUCUCAACCUUGAACAUUUCCUGCAUCUCCGCGCUCUCGUUAAGCGACACGAAAACGAAGAUCUUCCACUCCGUGAAUUGGUUGAGGCCAAAUACGCGGAAGCUGCCGAGGUAUUUCUGGGAAACUGGCAGGAUUUCGACAACUAUAUUUCACAGGUUCCCAGCAACGAUCCAGCCUUAGAUGUUGACAACCUUGGAAUGUUCGCUGGGGCAAAGUUACUGCAGAAUCAAGUACUUCUGGAUGCAUACCUGGGUACUCCUCAGGAUGGGGCGGAUUCGUUCCAGGACUCUGUUACAGAGACUCCACUGAAGAAGUUCAAGCCGGGUAUCAACUUCAAUAUGGAGCCUCCGGACAACGAUGCCGCCGACGAGCAGAUCGUGAACCAAGCUCUCAUCUCAUUUGCCUCUGCACUCACACGAAGAUGGAUGGUCCAGAAGACACCAGCGGCUGCUUAUGCUACCAAUCAAACUCCGACCAAGGGCGGCGGUGCAGCGCCAACUCACGAUUGGAAAACAGUUGCAGACUGGACAAUGGCUCGAGACAGAUUCCACAUUCGAGAACGUAGGAGGAAAGAUGACAGGAUUCAAACGGGACACAUGGAGGGCUUGAUGGCCUCAACAAGAAAAGACAACCUUGAGGUCCUGGCUGACAAUCAUUCCUACGCACGCGUGAUGACCAGUGAGACGGACGGGUCUUUGUACUGCAUAGAUGCAGGUACGACGGAGAUCCUCGCAAUAGUAGAGGCCAAAAAGCGUCUACGGAGGAGAAACCGACUGAAAAUUGAGUGGCAGGAAGCAGCUGAAAUCUUGGCCUGGCUCAACCUGCGGCUUCGAAAUGAAUCUGUACAACAUGGCGGCAAGGGCAAGGGUCCUCUUACACCAAGGAGGGGAAUGCUGAAGGCGAAACCAGCCGCAGGAAAAUCUCGAGAAAAGUCCCGUUGCCUUCUUGUCGCUCAGGAUCGGGAGGAGAUAUAUCUCCUCAUAGGAGAGUGGGAUGCACUAUACGAAGACUAUGCCCUCGAAGGGAAGUUCUCGGAUGCGCAUCUCAAGACGCUGAAACGAUUGGAUGCGACAGGCGAUCCGGCGCAAGCCGACGCUGGCUUCCUGACUUUGCACGUCCACCAGCAACUACCGCCACAAUGCCGCGGCCUCCUCCCCUACCACAAGCCUCUGGAGCAUCUGGUCCGGUUCCGAGUCAGCAGCAGCAACAGCAAUAUCAAAGCCAACGGCCUCCUCGUGGACAAGCAGCUCAGGAGAUGCAACUACGCCGCGACCCACGCCAAGCUCCCAUUAGCUCGGGGACCCAACAACAAGGCGCCGCGACUUCCACUCAAACGCAUCCGCACACGGCCCGACCACAGGUGCCUGGCCAGAUGGCGGGCGGGGCCAUCGUCAUUCAGCACGCCGUCUGGGGCUGCUGUACCCCCCGACGUCAGAGUUCCGUCCCAACCGCAGCAGGAACCGGAUGAGACACCGGUCAAGAAGAAGAAGAAGGAUAAGAAGAACACACCAAUUAAGGACAUAUUUUCACUCGGGAAGAAAAAGGAUAAAGGUGACAAGAAAUAG
This is a messenger RNA of Diaporthe citri, 1818 nucleotides long. RefSeq lists its product as uncharacterized. NCBI's taxonomy places the organism in Eukaryota, Fungi, Ascomycota, Sordariomycetes, Diaporthales, Diaporthaceae. The record is from RefSeq and is a predicted model, not a curated record. The coding region runs from base 1 to 1818 and encodes 605 amino acids. The transcript is spliced from 5 exons.